This is a messenger RNA of Hyla sarda, 1685 nucleotides long. It is a transcript of the gene MBD4, whose product is annotated as methyl-CpG binding domain 4, DNA glycosylase. Gene Ontology annotation, cellular component: nucleus. Bases 90 to 1535 code for a protein of 481 amino acids. The record is from RefSeq and is a predicted model, not a curated record. Lineage: Eukaryota; Metazoa; Chordata; Amphibia; Anura; Hylidae. The transcript has 8 exons. Gene Ontology annotation, biological process: DNA repair. Gene Ontology annotation, molecular function: DNA binding; pyrimidine-specific mismatch base pair DNA N-glycosylase activity.
CGCCCCUGGAACUAGGUCACACAGCGCCUGCGCGGGAUAGACAGAUAUUGUUGUGGGCUUGCGCAGUAGGGGGUGUUCGGUUUAGUCACAUGAUCCUGCAGAAAACAAACAUGGCUGCCCCCAUCCAGGACAGGGGGCAAGUUGCUGAUACUAAGGAAUCCAAAGUUCUGUAUUCGCAGAAUGCAACCUUAAAUAUGUCCAUUAAUACAGAAAUAUGCAGAGAUAACAGCAACAAGGAUUCAGGUCCUGAAGUCCCGGUAACCCUUCCCAAGGGCUGGAAAAAAGUCAUAACCCAAAGACAGACCGGAAAAACAGCUGGAAAAUAUGAUGUAUUAUUUGUGAGCCCCCAAGGAACCAAACUGAGAUCAAAAUGUGCUCUUAUAAAAUAUAUUGAUGCCAAUCAUGUCAAAACGAAAGUAGAAGACUUUGAUUUCUCUGUUCCAUCUCAGAAGAAAGUAACUAAGCAAGAAGGUGAAAACGGUGAUGAUCCCUCAAGCAUUGACCCUUCACCAAGUGAAUGUGGGACUGAGACUUUAUGUAAUACAAGGACAAUGCAUGAUGCAGAAGAUGACAUAUUUUCUGUGGGUGACAAGGAAAAAAAUGGUAAUAUGAAAAAAGAUGGUGGCCGGAAAAGGGUAAGAAGUCUGAGAAGACAGUCGGAAAGGGGGUUAAAGGGAUCAGUAUCUAAGCCGCUAAUUCAGAUUAAAAAAAGGAAAUGCAAUAAAAGGAUAAAUCUAAGGAAAAGAAAUGGGGAAAAUGGAGCACAUUUGAUGAAUAAUACCCAAUUACAGUUGCCCAGUAACUCUAAAAGAAGAGACGAUUCUGUAUACCAAAGUGAGCCUGAAGUGACUUGUUCUGAGGAAACACAAGACCAGUCAGUCUCCUGUGCUUUACAGCAGUCUACUGACUCUGAGCAGGAGAAAACUGCACCUCAUUUUAACCAAGAUAAGAGUGACCAAGAACUCAUCCCAAGAUCUCAGGUGGACAGGAGAAAGACUAGCCCUUAUUUUUCCAAAAAAGCUUUAAGCGAAGCUUUGGACCCACCUCGAAGGAAAGCUUUCUCCAAGUGGACUCCUCCCCGCUCCCCCUUUAAUUUAGUCCAGGAAACGCUCUUUCAUGAUCCAUGGAAGCUUCUCAUCGCCACCAUCUUUCUGAACAAGACGUCUGGAAAAAUGGCUAUACCGGUCCUGUGGAGUUUCCUAGAAAAAUUCCCAACCCCAGAGGUGGCCAGAGCUGGAGACUGGAAGGAGAUAUCUGAAAUUCUGCAGCCACUUGGACUCUUUGAGCUCAGAGCAAAGACCAUUGUCAGAUUUUCAGGUGAAUAUCUCAGUAAGAAGUGGCGUUAUCCUAUUGAGCUUUAUGGAAUUGGAAAAUAUGGCAACGACUCCUAUCGUAUCUUCUGUGUGAACGAGUGGAAAGAGUACACUGCAAUACAGAGACUGCACUUAGGCCACAUAAAUUUGGUAUUGGAUUCCAUUUCAAGGGAAAGUAAAGCUGCUGGCAAUGUGAUGUGCAUCCAAAGGAUCAUAAGCUGAAUAAGUACCACGCCUGGCUCUGGGAGAACAAGGAAGCAUUUGGACUAAGCUGAUGAUUUUAUAUUUUAUUCUUUUUGCCAUCGAUCAUACACUUAUGUACAAAUGUAAAAUUAUAUAAGUAAACGUGUUGUCUGUUAUUUCUUUAUGGAG